This is a messenger RNA of Trichechus manatus latirostris (Florida manatee), 988 nucleotides long. It is a transcript of the gene TM2D1, whose product is annotated as TM2 domain containing 1. Gene Ontology annotation, molecular function: G protein-coupled receptor activity; amyloid-beta binding. The transcript is spliced from 7 exons. Gene Ontology annotation, biological process: apoptotic signaling pathway. The coding region runs from base 12 to 638 and encodes 208 amino acids. The record is from RefSeq and is a predicted model, not a curated record. NCBI's taxonomy places the organism in Eukaryota, Metazoa, Chordata, Mammalia, Sirenia, Trichechidae.
CGGUUCCCAGUAUGGCGGCCACCUGGCCCGCUGGGACUGCAGCUCCGGAGGCUUUAGUCGCCCAGCUCCUGGGUGUGUUAUGGUUCGUGUCAGUCACCACGGGACCUUUGGGGGCUGCUGCCACUACCGCCGUCGGGGGCGAAGAGACGCUUAAGUGCGAGGACCUCAAAGUGGGACAAUAUAUUUGUAAAGAUCCAAAAAUAAAUGAUGCCACACAAGAACCAGUUAACUGUACAAACUACACAGCUCACGUUCCAUGUUUUCCAGCACCCAACAUAACUUGUAAGGACUUCAGUGGCAAUGAAACACAUUUUACUGGAAGCGAAGUUGGUUUUCUUAAGCCCAUAUCUUGCCGAAAUGUAAAUGGAUAUUCCUACAAAGUGGCAGUUGCUCUGUCUCUUUUUCUUGGAUGGUUGGGAGCAGAUCGAUUUUACCUUGGAUACCCAGCCUUGGGUUUGUUGAAGUUUUGCACUGUAGGGUUUUGUGGAAUUGGAAGCCUAAUUGAUUUCAUUCUUAUUUCAAUGCAGAUUGUUGGACCUUCGGAUGGAAGUAGUUACAUUAUAGAUUACUAUGGAACCAGACUUAUAAGAUUGAGUAUUACUAAUGAAACAUUUAGAAAAACACAGUUAUAUCCCUAAAUAUUUUUGAAAAGAAACAGUUUUGAGCCUCCUUGAUUUUAACAGAGAACUCCUUCCCGGUGUGUGAAUUUCCAAAUUUGUCUUUUUCCUUCUUUACACACCACUUUAUGAGUUCUCUAUAAUUUUUUGUUAUUGAUAAUUUUGUUUUGUUGUUUUAGUUAAAAACGUAUUAUUCUGAGAUUUCUUUAAUAGGACUUUCUUUGAGAGCUGUAUGAUAAUAAAGUCUUCUAAGGCUACUAUCUCUAUGAGAUAGAUAGCUUAUUACCCCAAUAUUCUUUAAUGUCUUUUCCAAAGGCAAGUUGCCACUUGUCAUUUUUGCUUCUGAAAAAUAAAAAUAUGACUUAUUCACA